AUGCGCUCAGCGGAGCACUUAACAUUUGUGCGGUAUUGUACAUCAAGUGAUAUGCGCAUUGAGUUGUGCUAUCAGUGCUUUGGCGACCCGUGCAAGAAAAUGCCGGUGGUGCUUCUCAUCGGUGGGCUUAACAUGCAAAUGUAUGCCUGGGAUGAGGCUUUCUGCGAGGAACUAGUGGCGCAGAACUUCUUCGUGGUGCGUUUCGACAAUCGAGAUAUUGGGCUUUCGACCAAGAUUGAGCAACGUGGAAGUAUUAUACCUGCACGCCUCUUUCUCCCACAGACGCUUGCCUUUGGUGAGCGUCUCCCAUAUACGAUUGAGGACAUGGCGCGCGACGCCCUGGCUCUGUUGGACGCCCUAGGCAUCACCUACGCACACGUGAUGGGCAUUAGCAUGGGUGGCAUGAUUGCGCAGACGGUGGCGCUUCUUUCGCCGCACCGCACGCUUAGUUUGACGAGCAUCAUGUCCACUACUAACGCACGCGACCUCCCCGACCCACAGCUGUGGGUGAAGGUAUUGCUGCUGCGAAAGCCGCCCACGAACUGCACUCUUGAAGAACUGCUGGACUUCCGCGUGGAGACCUUGAAGAGGCUCCUGAGCGGUGCCCUUCCUGUUGACGAGGAGUACCUGAAGCUGCGGUAUUUGAUUUCAUUGCGACGAAGUGCCUACUCCGCCGGUCUCAUUCGCCAGGCCGCGGCAAUUCGUAGGUGCCCUGGGCGCGACGAGGCACUCCGUUCAUUGUCCUGCCCAGCGCUGGUGGUCCAUGGCGUGAAGGACGUGCUGAUGCCACCGGCCCACGGCUACCGCACCGCGUCAAUGAUACCGCAGGCUAAGUUGCUCACGCUAGAGAGUAUGGGGCACUACUUUCACCCUGCCUUCUUUGGCACCAUAGUUUCCGAUUUUGUUGCUGUCGCCAACGCAGCGAGUGAAAACGGCUCAUUGAUGGCGCGCUUUGGGUUUGAAAUCCCCACCUGUAUGCCGCUGCUGCAGGGCACGGUGAUGCCGGAUUGCGCAGAGCAGAUGCUGGAGCGGUCUUUCCGCGGCACGACGGAGGGUGUGCCCGUCCAGACAACGCCGAUCGACACGUCAGCGGAGGCGACGAAAAACACCUCGCUUGCGGCGUUGGACAUCAUGGCGGUCGACGACUGCGACACGAGUGGCAUGGACGCAUCGGGCAUUAUGGCCGAGGAGCUGCGGAUGAAUAUACUGGGCGAGCAGGUGGCGGAGGCAUCUAUCCUCAGUAUGCCGGAGGAGCUGAAGCGAAAGCUCGCAAGCGAAGCUGAGGAUGCGGCGUGA
Molecule: messenger RNA, 1296 nt
Organism: Trypanosoma grayi
Lineage: Eukaryota; Euglenozoa; Kinetoplastea; Trypanosomatida; Trypanosomatidae
Product: hydrolase-like protein
Exons: 1
Coding region: 1-1296 (431 amino acids)
Biological process (GO): glycerolipid catabolic process
Molecular function (GO): triacylglycerol lipase activity
Source: RefSeq, a predicted model, not a curated record